Meloidogyne enterolobii is the source of this 1674-nucleotide messenger RNA. NCBI's taxonomy places the organism in Eukaryota, Metazoa, Nematoda, Chromadorea, Rhabditida, Meloidogynidae. The record is from the annotation of a GenBank genome assembly.
AUGCCGCCCAUUUUGUUUUGUCACAGCGUUUCUCGCGUUGGCACAUUUAUUGGCAAACAAACCUCAAUAAAGUCAACAUGUAAAUUUUCAAAUGUGGGAGCUGAUACGUUUAAACUUCAGGAAUUUGCUGGAAAAUACCUCGGGAAUAAAAAGGUUCUGUUCACAGAAAGACUUGAAUUUAGAACGCCGAAAGAUUGCGAUGCAAUGCCGAUUUAUCGAUGCGUGGACUCGAACGGAAAUUUUUUAGAUGAAAAUGAAGAACCCGAAUUUACAAAGGAGGUUGCUCAAAAAAUUUAUAUGGAGAUGACCAAGUUGAAUACUAUGGAUAAGAUACUUUAUGAAUCACAACGCCAAGGCCGUAUUUCGUUUUAUAUGACUAGCUAUGGAGAAGAGGCAAGUCAUCUUGGCUCAGCAGCAGCAUUAGAGCCCAGUGAUCUAAUAUAUGGACAAUACAGGGAGACAGGCGUUCUUCUCUGGCGGGGAUUUAGUCUGGAUCAAUGCAUGAACCAAUGCUACGGAAACAAACUUGAUCCAGGGAAAACAAAUGCCCGUUCAUUAUGGCGAUGCUGGACUAAACUUUGUUACCAUAAGUUCACCUCUAACAACACAAUUACCGCAGGCUCUGCGUAUUCCUUUAAAUUGUCAAAUCCCACCAAGUCUUCAGAUCAGCAACGUAUAGUUUGUGUGUAUUUUGGAGAAGGAGCGGCCUCUGAGGGUGAUGCACAUGCUGCGUUUAAUUUUGCUGCAACAUUGAAUUGUCCAGUGAUAUUUUUCUGUCGGAACAAUGGUUAUGCAAUAAGUACGCCUACAUCAGAACAAUAUUCUGGCGAUGGAAUUGCCGGCAAAGGUAUUGGAUACGGAAUACACACAAUUAGGGUUGAUGGUAAUGAUGUAUUUGCUGUAUAUAAUGCAACAAAAGCAGCGCGUGAAUUGGCAUUAACAAAUUGUCCAGUUCUCAUUGAAGCAAUGACCUAUCGGCUUGGACAUCAUUCAACUUCAGAUGAUUCUUCUGCUUAUCGGUUUUUAUUUGAUAAAAUUUUACUCAAUUUUUCUUUUAGUUCCGCUGACGAGGUGAAAGAAUGGACCGAACUGGAUUUACCAAUUUUACGCUAUAGAAAAUUUUUGGAAAGUAAAGGAUGGUGGAAUAUGGAGAUGGACAAGCAAUGGCUUGGCAAAAUAAAAUCUGAAGUAUUGGAAUCGUUUAACAAAGCAGAAAAAGUCAAAAAAUUGCCACCUGAUGAACUCUUUAAUGAUGUUUAUGCCGAAAUACCAGAAGCUCUUAAAGUAAUUUUCAAUAAAUUUAAAUCUUUUAAUUUCACACCUUAAGAAACAAAAAACGGAACUUUUGAAUCAUUUGGAAAAUUUUGGAGAAAAAUAUCCUGAAUUGGAAAAUUUUGAAAAAUGACUUUAUUGUAUAUAUUUUUAGCCUCUGUGAUAGUAUGCCUUGCACAUUUUUAUUAUUAGUCUGUAUUUAAAAAUCUGAUUUUCGUGCAGUAUUUCUUAAAAUUAGUGCGUUUUAAUGGGACGAAACAGGGUAGGACGAAGUAAGUUAGGCCGAAUCGGGGAUAUUUCUUCAGUGGGACGAAUUAAGGCUUUUUGUUCAGAGGGACGAAUCGUGGAUGUGACGGGUUGUAGGCGCGCUUCUAGUCUGUUUGAAUGAGAUUUUAGUUGCUU